GUACCGCAGCUGGAAAAAUGGCAGCUGAUUCAGGGAGAUACAGGAGUGCUGUUAGCAAAAACAAAGACCCUUCUGGUCUCCUCAUCUCUGUGAUAAGGACUCUGUCCAGCAGUGAUGAUGUGCAGGACAGAGAGACGGAGAAGGGCCGUCUGGAAGAGGCCUUUGAGACAUGCGACAGGGAUUUAGAUGAGCUGAUUGUUCAGCAUUAUGCAGAACUCACCACUGCCAUUCGGACCUACCAGAGCAUCACAGAGCGCAUCACCAGCUCCCGCAACAAGAUUAAACAGGUAAAGGAGAACCUCCUCUCUUGUAAGAUGCUUCUACAUUGCAAAAGGGAUGAGCUGAGAAAGCUGUGGAUUGAAGGCAUCGAGCACAAGCAUGUCCUCCAGCUGCUGGAUGAAAUUGAAAGCAUCAAGCAGGUGCCUCAACGGCUGGAGUCCUAUAUGGCAAGCAAACACUACCUUCAUGCCACGGAUAUGCUGGUGUCAGCUGUGGAGUCAUUGGAAGGCCCCUUGCUGCAGGUGGAAGGACUUGGAGAUCUGCGGUUGGAGCUCCAUAGCAAGAAGCUCAACAUCCACCUUGUUCUCAUUGAUGAACUACACCGACACCUCUACAUCAAAUCAACAAGUCGCCUGGGACUCAAGAACAAGGACAAAAAUGCUGCCCGCCUUCUAAGCUCCACUACCAGAGACUCCUCUCCAGUGCCUGUGUUGGAUGUCAGCAGCCUGUCCACCCCACGCAAGCUUUUGGAUUCAUCACAGUUCAGCACGCCUGGAUCAAGUGGUGUGCGUGAGGAUGUGCGAGAGCUGAACCAAGCUGACCUAUCUGAGGUUGAUCCAGAGGAGAACAGUGCUGAGUUCAUGGGCAUCCUCAUCAAGGCUCUGGCCAAGCUGAAGAAAAUCCCAGAGACAAUUAAAGCCAUAAUGGAGCGGCUGGAGCCUGAGCUAAAACAGAUUGUUAAGAGGUCCACUACUCAGAUAGCAGACCAUGCCUAUCAGAGAGGAGAGAACCUGGCCCAGGAGAGCCAACCAAGGUUGUUGCUGGAGCUGCUGGAGCUGUUGUUUGAUAAGUUUAAGGCAGUGGCCCAGGCUCACAGUGUGGUGUUGGCCCAUCUGCAGCAGAUUGCGGUGCAGUGUCCGGGCGGGGCCCACGAGGAGGGCAUCAAGCUCUAUGAGCAGGCGGACGUCUCUGCAAAGAUCCAGACAGUGCUGCAGGUUCUGCUCAUGGAGUAUCUUGAUGUGAAGAACAGCCGUAGUGCCACUGAGCCUUCUUCUCAACUCUCCUACGCCAGCACCGGCAGUGAGUUUGCUGCUUUUUUCGCAAAGAAGAAACCACAGCGUGCCAAGCAGUCUCUUUUCAAGUUUGAAUCAUCUUCCCAUGCCAUCAGCAUGAGUGCCUACUUGAGAGAGCAGAGGCGAGAACUCUACAGCAAGAGUGGAGAAUUACAAGGCGGUGCUGAUGACAACUUGAUUGAAGGAGGAGAAAUGAAGUUUGUUUGCAAGCCCGGUGCGAGGAACAUCACUGUGAUCUUCCAGCCUCUUCUCAGAUUCAUCCAGGAGGUAGAGAUGAACAUGGGGCCAGGCCAGGCAAAGCAGUGCCAGCUCCGUGCCUUCCUCACUUACUACAUCAAUGACCUCUUUCUUAACCAGGUGCGAACAGAGAUCAACAAAGACAUUGAGACAGUGAGUAAGACGGCUGACCCACUGAAGAUCCUUGCAAGCGCUGAUACCAUGAAGGUUCUUGGCGUCCAGAGACCCGUGCUGCAGAGCACAGUGGUGGUGGAGAAGUCCAUCCAGGAUCUGAUGAACCUGAUGCAGGACCUGAGCUCCUAUUCCAACCAGUUCCUCGAGAUGGUGUGCGACAAGCUCAAGGAGUACAAGGAAAUCUGCAACACAGCCUACAGGAGUAUCGUCCAGUGUGAGGAGAAGCUCACCAUCAGUGCCUCUUGGUCCAAAGAUGAAGACAUCAGUCGCUUGCUUCAGUCUCUCCCAAACUGGGCAAACAUGACCCAACCCAGACAGACGCGACAGAAGAGAGAAGAUGAAGAGGACUUCACUCGAGCGGCUUUUGCCAAGGAGUCAGAGGUGCUGACUGGGAACCUGGGCGACAAAUUAAUCCCACAGAAUGAGAUCCUCCGUGAUGUCAGCGACCUGAAGGCUCUGGCCAACCUUCAUGAGAGCAUGGAGUGGCUCGCUGCGCGCCUCAAGACAUUUUUCGCCAGCCUGCCUCAUGCUUCCAGUGCAUCUCAGUGCUCGGCGGAGAGUGAACGCAGCAGGGAGCAGAUUCUCCAGAGCCUGAGUGAUCUGUCUAGGAGUUUCCAGGACAUCGCAGACCGCUGUCUCCUGGCAUUGCACCUGGAGGUCAGGGUACAUUGUUUCCAUUACCUGAUCCCCCUCACCAAGCAAGGUAAUUACGCGAUUGUGGCAAAUGUGGAGAGCAUGGACUACGACCCACUGGUGGUCAAACUGAACAAGGACAUCUCGGCCAUAGAGGAGGCCAUGGGAGCUGCUCUGCUGCAGCACAAGUUCCAGUACAUUUUUGAAGGCCUGGGUCACCUGAUCUCCUGUAUUCUAAUCAACGGGGCCCAGUACUUUAAGAGGAUCAGUGAGUCGGGUAUCAAGAAGAUGUGCCGAAACAUCUUUGUUCUUCAGCAGAACCUCACCAACAUCACCAUGUCGAGGGAGGCUGACCUCGACUUCGCCAGGCAGUACUAUGAGAUGCUGUACAACACUGCGGACGAGCUGCUGAACCUGGUGGUGGACCAGGGUGUCCGAUACACAGAGCUGGAGUACAUAAACGCCCUCUCUCUGCUCCACCGCAGCCAGACGGGCGUCGGGGACCUGAGCACCCAGAACACUCGGCUGCAGCGGCUGAAGGAGAUCAUCUGUGAGCAGGCCGCCAUCAAACAGGCCACCAAGGACAAGAAGAUCACCACGGUGUAAUGAUAACGCAGGUCAGGGGGUUCAGAGUUGGAGUGACAGUUCGCCUUCCAAUCAAGUAACCUGCAUUCUGCACGUAGACUGUACACAAAAAUUGACGUAGUCUUCUGGUUUGUAAAUCAAAAAAAUCUCCAUUUAAAGGGAUUUGAAUAUUCUAGUUCUCACUUGAACGCCAGUAAGGAUUUCAUUGAGGAGGUAAUGAUCUCAGUCACUAGUUUCAGCUCUUGUGUUCCCAUUCAGAGGAAAACAGACGGGUUAGCACAGCACAUGAUGAGUGGACACCAGUGUGACUGACAGCUGGUGUCAUCCAAUAGGUGCCUGGUUGUAGGUGACAUCUGUGAAUUUCCCCCCAAAAUCUGUUCUGCAGCUGGAAGAAUCCCAAUACCUUGUCCACUUUUAUGUACAGUGUAUGGCUCUACAUGUUUUUAAUAGGAUUACAUUUGGUCAAGUCGUUCAGGGUUGCCAGAGAAACUCAUUCUGGGAAAUGGAUGUUUGCUCUACACCGAGAUCAUGAUGUGUGAAAUCUGUGAAGUGUCUACUUCAUUUCAUCUUUCUUAAUACUAUAAGAUAAAACGGCAUAGUUGAGAGCUAACUUGAGGGAACUUUUUUUUUUCUUUUUAACUCUGGACCUUCAGAUUAUGGAUGUGUAACAUACUGUACGUGUAUAUACAGCAGUGACUCGUUGUAAUCAGUGUACAAACGAAGGUAACCGCUGUCGUCACAACUCUUUUUCACAGUCCCCUGCUCACUGUGACAAUGACUCCAGAUAAAAAGGCGAUUGUCUUGGACACUCACCCAAACUUAGGCCCUAUCUCAUCUCAUUUUCCUAUUAGAUCUAAACUGCUGCUCUCAAUUACACCUCCAUGUCUCCUCUCCUGGCAGCCCCCGCGGGCCCACUGAUUCUGUCUGCAAUAACAGAUGCCAGAUUACACUGUCUGAAUGAGGCCACAUCUUCCGCCUGCUGCCAAUUUGGGAUAGUCCCCAAAGAGUUUCCUCGCUCGGAAUUGUAUUGUAUCUAUGGCUGUAACAAAAUAUGUUUAUCUGUCUUUUUUUUAUUGUUUGUGCGGUUUUGCUCCUAGUGUGGAAAGAUGGUGAAAGCCAAUUAACUUUUUUCUCCCUCUGUAAUUAAGACAUCGUUGCUGAUUUCCCUCUGUAAAAACAGGAGGGGAAGUGUAUUUUGGUCACAGUAACACCGACGUAGAAUGACUUUGCAGUUUUUGCAUCAAGAUGUGUGUGUGUUGAGUCAAACCAUCUCAUCAGUCAAACUCUUAUGCCCACUACAUGUGCUUUAGUCUUUAAAAGGGAACUGAACAUAUAGAAGCUCAAGAGGCGAUCGCAAAUCAUUCAACCCCUACUGCAACACUCCCUGUUUUUAGUUCAUUAACUUUGGAAAGAAGUACUUAACGAGAGCAGGAGAGGGAAAUGGGAGUCUUGUCAAUACAGCAGGUCCAGCUCUGGUCUCCCUAAAGCUCACACAGCAAUCCAUCAUAAUGACACAUGGGCGGGGAUCGAUGGGAGAACAGCAAUGAAGCUGCUGAGGGUGUUCGCCUACCACUCUGAAAUGUACAUAUUGUGCGAAAGUCUCAAAUCUGCUCGUUCAGCUGUUCAACUUCACAGCUACUUUUCUAAUGUCAUUCAAGGAGAACUUUAAUGUAAUGUUAACUGGGUGUGUUGUGUCACACAAAUACAAUUACGAGUCCAGAAAGCGUACGGUGAGUCUGAAGCACUUCUGCUGUG
This is a messenger RNA of Solea solea (common sole), 4676 nucleotides long. It is a transcript of the gene exoc4, whose product is annotated as exocyst complex component 4. The transcript has 20 exons. The record is from RefSeq and is a predicted model, not a curated record. Bases 18 to 2942 code for a protein of 974 amino acids. NCBI's taxonomy places the organism in Eukaryota, Metazoa, Chordata, Actinopteri, Pleuronectiformes, Soleidae. Gene Ontology annotation, cellular component: growth cone membrane; exocyst; synapse. Gene Ontology annotation, biological process: chemical synaptic transmission; exocytosis; Golgi to plasma membrane transport.